AAAGGACGGAAAUAUUCCAUGUAGUCAGCCCACUGCCAUUUUUUUUAUGUUGCCCACUGCUUGGCCGGUCUUUGAUUCCUUGCCACUGGUGAAACCUUCUAUACCAUUGGGCAUAGCUUUCGAGUUGGCUUUACAACAGUGGGUGCACUCGUAACCGAAGUCUGUGAAGCGAUAUGCAGACAUAUGGAGCAUAUAUAUUUACCAGAACCAACAGAGAAUAUAUGGGAAAAAUGUGCUGAAGAAUUUGAAAAUAGAUGGG
Messenger RNA from Acanthoscelides obtectus, 259 nucleotides. Lineage: Eukaryota; Metazoa; Arthropoda; Insecta; Coleoptera; Chrysomelidae. The record is from the annotation of a GenBank genome assembly.